Messenger RNA from Anneissia japonica, 2068 nucleotides. RefSeq lists its product as uncharacterized. The transcript is spliced from 5 exons. Bases 712 to 1404 code for a protein of 230 amino acids. The record is from RefSeq and is a predicted model, not a curated record. Lineage: Eukaryota; Metazoa; Echinodermata; Crinoidea; Comatulida; Comatulidae.
GGACUAGCAUUGUUUCAGUUACCAUAUGAGAGUUUAAUCUGUUAAAAACAUGAUUUACUAUACUAUACUUCUUUAUAAAACGUAAUUUGUAAGAGAAAUCUGUAUACAAUUUUUAGGUUUAACUCUUAACACUUGUCGGCCUAUAGCCUAGGUUUUCAAAACUGAUUUUGUAAGGCAUAGGCAUACACAGUAUUUUUAUGCUUUUUGGCAAAAGAAUUAGGCAUACUCAUCAUUAAUUAAGGUUCCCAUAUACUGUAAAUAUUUUAUCCAAGAAAAGUGGUCAACCUGAAUUAGGUAGGCCUAGUAUUGAAAUUAAUAAUAUUAAUAAAACAAUAUCUUUUAUAUUUUAUGGCUAAAAAUUGAUACACUGUCAGUGUAAACCAUCAUUUUUUGACAGUAAGAACAGCUCCCCACACUGCCUGUCAAAGAAAGAACAGCUCCCCACACUGCCUGUGAAAUUCAAAUAAAUUGGUCCAAUGAGAAUUUCACCGUAACAAUUAGUCACACCUUGUGACAAGAAAUUCAGACAAAUAAUUAAUGUUAAAUAGGUAAUAUAAUAAAUAUCAUUUUCAUUAUUCUUUUGGCCUCCUAACUCUGAUUCAGCAGCAUCACUAUUCUUCGAUCAAAUAUUAAAAGAAAAUCUUAGAUUUUAGGUCUAACAAAAAACUUAAAUUUUAUUUAAUUAGUUGCUAAAAUGCCUGCAACAAAAGCAUGAAAUUUACAAACAUUUUUUCCCUGAAUUCCUCCAGGUUGAAUAAUAUAGUAAAUAGGCGUUGUUACUUUUACUGGACAAUUCCUCUGCUGAAAUCGAUUUACAAGUCAGGUAGAGCAUUUGAAAUCCCUGAAGACACCCUCAACAACUUCUACGAACCCACCGAGAAAAGCGUGCCAGAGGCCCUAGCAUCACCAGCCAAAAGAAGGCUCACCAUUUCUGCUAAAGUAGACGAGGUCUACCCAACACAGGAUGGUCCUUCAGGCAACUGGCGCCGCACGGAUGUCAUUUUGGCUGACGAGCCAACAGCCAAACGCAUCCGCUGCAAACUGUGGAAUAACAACUCGUCUUUAAUUACACCAGCACAUAAAGGACAAAUGGUUACCCUCCAAAAUGUUCAAGUAGAGGUCUACAAGGACAAAACCCAACUGAAGUCUACGGACAUGACAACCAUAUCUGUUCAGGAUGUGCACGUAGAUCCCAUUUCUGAUGCCUACACCGUCAUUGGCAUUGACGAAGAUGAAACCAAUAUAUUCCUGAUCACGGAUGAGGACAAGUCUUUUUCGUGCAGGAAGACCACACUCUUCAAUCAAACAGGCUGGACAACUGCCGCAUUCACCGACCACUUACCACAAAGAUGCACCAUCACAAGUCUUCACACAGUCAUCACUCACAUUGACAUUCAUUUAUAGACAAUAAUCCUCAAAAUUCAAAAGAAAAAAAAGCCCCAAAAACCAUGCUGCCCUUAACAUCCUUGUAAGCUUUAAAGUCAAACUCCGGAGGAAAAACAUUUUUUGAUAUGUUGUAGAACUCAUUAUUUUUAAGACAGAAAAAUGUUGUUUGAUAAAAAACUUGGGAACUGUGAGGGAGAUACAGAUUUUUUUAUAUUUCAAAACUGGGGGGAAAAUGGGCAUAUCCGCCCAUUUUUACACCUUCUUCCCCCUGUUUUUAUUUAUUCAAACCUCUGUAUCUCCUUCACUGUUGCUCAGUUUUUGAUAAAACUACAUUUUCCUGUCCUAUAAAAUUCAGUCCUGCAACAUAUCAACAAUUUCUUUCCCUCCGGAGCCUGACUUUAAAAUCGCAUUAGAUUUGCCAUAUUUAGAAAAUGACCAUUGUCCUCGCGUACACGUUCAGAUCAUUGUGUAUACUCUACAUGAACUGUAGCAUGUUUCAUGAAAUGUUACUUUAGCAAUGUAUAUAAUAUUUUAGUUUUUUUAUAUUAUGUUACAUGUAUUAUCUAUUAGUUCCCUCUUCUGAUAUCAAACAAAAAAAAUGACCAGCAUAUCAUAUAGGGUCAUGUUGUAUUACAGAACUAAUUAUUUUGUAAUAAUAAAAUUACAAUACCAAAAAAAAAAA